AUGAACCCUGGAAAAUUACCAAUGCGCCCCCAAUCGCGCCCAGUAUGUCAAUUGUGCGACUACAUACUGCGGCAGCCUAGAAGUCGCCGCGCGUUCCGCUUCACAUCAGCCGUCAAGGCCCCCGCGACACGGCGGCAAACUGCGCCAUCAUCCUCUCUAGUUAACCGCGCACACGAACGAAGUAUUACGACGACUGCUCGUAAUGCGGCACCAACAGCUGAAAGAGGCGAUGACGAAAGCUUCCAGACGUCGGAGCGCAUCGCAACGCUGAGAACAAAUUUGGCCGCGGUGGAGGCUCGAAUAAAAGAAAUCUACGAUUCCCCCAAAGUGGAGCCAGAGGCAAAGGUCUUGGAGGCACUCGAAGCUUUAACAGAGAUUGCGCAAAAUGCGAUAGCGAUACGGUCUCGACAGCCCUUGCGAACAAAAGGGCCCAUAAGACAGAGUUCAGCGGGAGCAAUACUCUCCGGACUGGGCAGUGAUGACGUUGAAAAGACUGAAAAGAAAAGAAAAUCAAAGCAGCUAGGCCUCGAUGCACUCCCAUCGCCAUCCUACCUCUCCAAGCUUGCCGAAGACCUAAUCAAGCACGAGAAAGUUUUCCUCUCUCCCAACAUCCUCGCCCAAUAUAUCCACCUCCAGCGCCUCCUCGCCCGCCCAAAAACCAUCCCAGAAGCACUCUACCUCUACGCCAACAAGCCUGUCCCAGUCGAAGGCUCCUCACCCCCCAAAUUCUCCCAACCCUCUCCCAAAGCUGCAAAGCAAGCCAUUCCCGCCGAUCUCGCCGACGAGGCGCUCACGGCUGCAAUCGACGCAAAGGACCUUGCCCUAGCCUUGGAUGUCGUCGACCACACCUACCGCGCCCCAGCCUGGCGGCGCCACCGCAUGGUUACCAAAUUGGGUCUUCCGGGAAUUUUAGCGGGUAUCACACCCCUCGCUCUCUACAUGAUUGCACAGGAACUUUCUGUAUACAGCGGUUUCAUCGACCCGUGGACUUUCAAACUCUACGCUUUCGCUGGUCUGAGUACUUACGUUAUGUGUACUGGUACUCUUGGCUUUGUCGCCUUGACUACAUAUAACGACCAUCACGACCGCGUUGUCUGGCGUCCUGGUGUCCCCCUUCUGGAUCGUUAUCUGAGAGAGGAUGAGCGUGCGGCGUUGGAUCGCAUUGCGUGUGCGUGGGGGUUCAAGGAGGAGUGGAGACGAGGUGAUGAGGAAGGCGAGGAAUGGGAGGGUUUGAGACAGUGGAUUCUGCUUAGAGGUAUGGUGCUCGAUAAGCCGGAUCUUAUGCCUGGCCAGUUUCCCGUGUCCACAUCAAUCAUGUCUGCCGACGCUGCGCCCAUCUCCUUCACACGGUUCUCAAAAGCGCUUGAAGAUCUUUCUGUUGAGUCGCUCUACGCAAAAUACUCAGAACUCACAAAUCAACUCGUGCAUCUCGAAUCAAGCAACCGGCAGCUUGAGGAGUUUGCGCGCGAACAUGACGACAAGGACUGCUACGAGGCGCUUCUGGAAAACAAGCAAGUUAUGAAGAGGUUUGAAGAGAGGAAAGAGGCGAUCAAGCACGAGGUACAGGACGUGCGAGGUCUGCCUUGGAGGCCAAAGGAAGACGAGGGAAAGACUAAUGGAAGCGCGCCUGCUGCGGCGAACGGCGCGGCGAGGGAAGAGGGCACCAACGGCACCACAGUGCAAGAUGAGGGUGAUGAUGGCGUCUACCUAUAA
Messenger RNA from Bipolaris oryzae ATCC 44560, 1713 nucleotides. RefSeq lists its product as uncharacterized. Lineage: Eukaryota; Fungi; Ascomycota; Dothideomycetes; Pleosporales; Pleosporaceae. Gene Ontology annotation, molecular function: protein-macromolecule adaptor activity. Gene Ontology annotation, biological process: proteasome regulatory particle assembly. The transcript has 2 exons. The record is from RefSeq and is a predicted model, not a curated record. Bases 1 to 1713 code for a protein of 570 amino acids.